Molecule: messenger RNA, 1146 nt
Organism: Diatraea saccharalis (sugarcane borer)
Lineage: Eukaryota; Metazoa; Arthropoda; Insecta; Lepidoptera; Crambidae
Source: the annotation of a GenBank genome assembly
AUGGUGUAUAAUUUCAAAGUGUUUAAAAAGUGCGCCCCCAAUGGCAAACUUACUCUGUACAUGCCCAAACGAGAUUUCGUUGAUCACAUAUCUUACGUGGAACCAAUAGAUGGAGUGGUAUUACUUGACGAAGAAUAUGUACGUGGACGCAAAGUUUUCGGUCAAGUUGUGUGCACUUUCCGCUAUGGACGCGAAGAAGAUGAGGUCAUGGGGCUCAACUUCUAUAAGGAGCUGUUCCUGGCUUCAGAGCAGAUCUAUCCGCCGCCUGAGAAGAGGAACUAUGAUCUGUCACGUACGCAGGAGCGACUGCUGAAGAAGUUGGGCGAAACAGCGGUUGCGUUCAGGUUAACCGUGCCGGCAGGUGCUCCUGGCUCUGUUACUUUACAGCCGGGCCUUGAAGAUGAGGGUGAACCAUGCGGUGUACACUACUAUGUGAAGCUCUUUGUUGGAGACUCUGAGAUUGACCGUUCCCACAGAAGGAGUACGGUAGCACUUGGUAUUCGGAAAGUGCAGUACGCACCAGCUAAAGUGGGUCCUCAGCCAUGCACUGUUGUGCGCAAAGACUUUGUUUUAUCACCGGGUCAGCUGGAGCUUGAACUUACUCUCGAUAAGCAGUUGUACAUGCACGGUGAGACCAUAGCGGUAAACAUGUGCGUGCGCAACCACAGUAACAAAGUAGUGAAGAAGAUCAAAGCUAGCAUCCAGCAAAAUGUGGACGUCGUGCUUUUCCAGAACGGCCAAUUCCGCAACGUAGUCGCCAGUGUCGAGACACAGGAUGGGUGUCCACUACAGCCCGGAUCAAGUUUGCAGAAGGUAUUGCACCUUACUCCAAAUCUUGACCAGAAUCGAGACAAGCGUGGUAUCGCUCUAGAUGGUCAACUUAAACGCUCUGAUACGACGCUGGCUUCCACCACACUUUUGCUGGAUCCAGAACAGCGUGAUGCAUUCGGUAUCGUUGUGAGCUACAGCGCAAAAGUGAAGUUGUACUUGGGUGCUCUAAGCGGCGAACUGGUGGCUGAGCUGCCCUUCAUACUCAUGCAUCCCAAGGAAGGGCGCGCAAAGGUUAUCCAUGCAGAUAGUCAGGCAGACGUGGAGAUGUUCCGCCAGGAUACCGUGCAUCAUCAGGAAAGCAUCGAGGUGUACUAA